UUCUAAAGGGUUGCCUCGUCUCGUCGUCUCGCCACUGUCAGUCCAUCGGCUGCGUUUGUUUCUGUAUUCAGAAGACAGACCAAAAGAGUCGUACCGUAGCAGUUAAACGGUGGACAUCAAAAGACGUAUCCUGGAUAAUCAGUAAACUGUCAAGAGGAAGGAAAAGCUGUAAUACUACUCUCAAGAGCAGCAGAUUACCACCAGUGGAUCAUCCAGACCAGUGACUGUCUACCAUGUUGUCCAGGUUAAGGACAACCUGUUCCCUAAGGCCCUGCAUCUCUGUUUACAGAUGGGCUCACACCAAAGAAAAGGGCAAGCCCCUCAUGCUCAACCCUCGCACCAAUAAGGGUAUGGCCUUCACACUACAAGAGCGACAGAUUUUAGGGAUACAUGGUCUCCUGCCUCCCAAAGUGGAAAGUCAGGAUAUUCAGGCAAUGCGCUUUCAGAAAAAUCUAAAGAAGAUGACUGAUCCCCUGGAGAAAUACAUUUACCUGAUGGGCAUCCAGGAAAGGAAUGAGAGGCUUUUUUAUAGAGUGCUGAUGGAAGACAUUGAAGAAUUGAUGCCAAUUGUCUACACUCCUACUGUAGGCCUGGCCUGUACACAGUAUGGACACAUAUUUAGGAGACCAAAAGGUUUGUUCAUCUCCAUUCUGGACAGAGGACAUAUUCGCUCAGUCUUGGACAACUGGCCAGAGACUAGUGUUGCUGCAGUAGUAGUAACUGAUGGAGAGCGUAUUUUAGGCUUAGGGGACCUGGGUGUUUAUGGAAUGGGCAUACCUGUGGGAAAACUUUGCCUGUACACUGCCUGUGCUGGCAUCAGACCUGAGAAAUGCCUUCCUGUGGUGAUAGAUGUUGGAACAGACAAUGAGACUCUCCUUAAAGAUCCGCUGUACAUGGGCCUGUAUCAGAGGCGGGACCGCUCUCAAGCGUAUGAUGACCUGAUUGAUGAGUUCAUGGAAGCUGUGGUGGAGAAAUAUGGGCAGGAUACGCUGAUCCAGUUUGAGGACUUUGGGAACCAUAAUGCAUUCCGCUUCCUCAGGAGGUACAGGGAGAAAUACUGUACCUUCAAUGAUGACAUCCAAGGCACUGCAUCUGUAGCUCUUGCUGGUCUGUUGGCAGCUCAGAGAGCCAUUGGUAAACCUAUCACUGAACACAGAGUGCUUUUCCUUGGAGCUGGAGAGGCUGCCCUUGGUAUUGCCAAUCUAAUUGUAAUGGCCAUGAUGGAGACGGGGAUGAGUCAAACUGAGGCCAGAGAAAAGAUCUGGAUGUAUGAUGCCCAUGGUUUACUUGUUAAGGAUAGACAACAUAAAAUGGACAGUAACCAGGAGGCGUUUGUCCAUGACAGUCCAGGGGAUGUGCAGAGCUUUCUGGAUGCUGUCAACACAAUCAAACCCACAGCUAUCAUUGGUGUGGCUGGAGCUGGACGUCUGUUUACCCAUGAUGUCAUCAAGGCCAUGGCAAGCCUGAAUGAACGACCAGUCAUCUUUGCCCUGAGUAACCCAACCAAUAAAGCGGAGUGCACAGCAGAGGAUGCCUACACUUUAACUGAUGGUCGAUGCCUUUUUGCUAGUGGCAGUCCAUUUGGCCCUGUUACACUGAGUGAUGGUCGUGUUUUUACACCAGGACAAGGAAACAACGCUUAUAUCUUUCCAGGUGUGGCCCUGGCUGUGGUCCUGAGCGGAGUGAGACAUAUAAGUGACACAGUGUUCUUAGAGGCUGCCAAGACACUUGCUGAGCAGCUCACAGACAAAGAGCUUGAAGAGGGAAGACUCUAUCCUCCUCUCUCCAACAUCAGAGAGGUCUCUGUCCAGAUGGCUAUCAAGGUGAUGGAGUAUGUCUAUGCUAAAGGCAUGGCGUUCCGCUACCCUGAGCCCAUGGACAAGAAUGGCUUUGUACGUGCUACUGUGUGGAACACCAGCUAUGACUCCUUCCUUCCAGACACAUAUGACUGGCCAGGUGUGAGCUUUAGUCCCAAGACUAACAAGAAGUAGAACAGACCUUCACUGUGCCUAUUGUUGUUGUGGCCGCCUUUUUCUUUGUUUUUUUCCAUCUGAAUUUUUCCCACUUAGAUAAUCCCAGCUGCUUUAGUGCAAACUAUAAAACAGGUCUGCAGUGCCGUGUUUAUAAUUCUGCAUCACUGCAUUUUCACUAAAUGGAAAACAACAAAGUUAGGAGACCAUUUGAGGAAUAAUAACCGUUCUUUACUUACAUUACAGUUCAAUGUUCUAUACAUCAGCUAUGCAAACCUGCACAGAACUGGUAGGUUACAUGAUGGUGGAAAAGGGCAGUGUGGUUUCUGGUUUCAGUUGAGAAAUUAUGGGAUGCCAUUUUUUCAUACAGGUUUGUCUGUAUGUCAUACUUUGGCUUUAUUAGAAAAUGCUAUACAUAAUACUGUCUUUAAAAAAAAUUUAUAGAGAUUUGAUUAGAUAUUUCUGACAUAGCUGUAAUGUGUUGUCAUUGUUUACAACCUGGAUGCAUACAUACCUUUAGUUUGCUCAGACUUUAUUUUACUUUUCUUGUCCCCAUCUUGACUACAUUAAUCUCCUUCAAAACUUCUUAACUUGAUGCACACAUUUUCUCAUGGACAAUGGACAAUGGACAUUGCCCUUUUUCCACUUGCAGAGGCUUAAAUAGCUUUGCCUUUAUCUUCAGAUAAAAAAAGUGAAAGAACAAUGUAACUCCUGAAGCAAAUUAACUGAGUGUUUAUAAACAAAGAUUUGAUAAAGGGAAAUAUUUCAAUUUUCAUAUUUAUUAACAUAUAAUGGUUAACCUGUAGCUAGGUAAUGCUUUGAUGCGCACUCCCGUGUUUUUUUUUAUUUUUUUAUUUUUUUGGCAUGUGUGGUUUUUGUGAUACACCUUAUUUUCUUUGAAUUAAUAUUUGCAUCAACUCUCCUUUAUUUAAUUAUAAAAUUCAGAAUCCAUCUCAGUGUACCUUUUUGUUUAGGAUAGUAUUAGAUAAUAUCUAAUGUCAAGAUAUUAGAUAAUUAAUUUCUGUUUAUGCACUUUUGGUAAUACACUCCCCUGAUUAUUUAUGGUGUUUUGUUGAAAGCAUCUGUAUUGUCCUAGUGGUGCCUGUGUUUAAAUCCUAAGAAAGAGCUAUACAACAAAA
This is a messenger RNA of Melanotaenia boesemani (Boeseman's rainbowfish), 3109 nucleotides long. RefSeq names its product malic enzyme 2, NAD(+)-dependent, mitochondrial (gene me2). Gene Ontology annotation, molecular function: malate dehydrogenase (decarboxylating) (NADP+) activity; NAD binding; malate dehydrogenase (decarboxylating) (NAD+) activity. The coding region runs from base 234 to 1991 and encodes 585 amino acids. NCBI's taxonomy places the organism in Eukaryota, Metazoa, Chordata, Actinopteri, Atheriniformes, Melanotaeniidae. The record is from RefSeq and is a predicted model, not a curated record. The transcript has 16 exons. Gene Ontology annotation, cellular component: mitochondrion. Gene Ontology annotation, biological process: malate metabolic process; pyruvate metabolic process.